This is a messenger RNA of Sphaeramia orbicularis (orbiculate cardinalfish), 1245 nucleotides long. RefSeq names its product Na(+)/H(+) exchange regulatory cofactor NHE-RF3-like. The record is from RefSeq and is a predicted model, not a curated record. Gene Ontology annotation, cellular component: apical plasma membrane. Gene Ontology annotation, molecular function: signaling receptor binding; protein-membrane adaptor activity. Bases 1 to 1245 code for a protein of 414 amino acids. The transcript has 9 exons. Lineage: Eukaryota; Metazoa; Chordata; Actinopteri; Kurtiformes; Apogonidae. Gene Ontology annotation, biological process: protein localization to plasma membrane.
AUGCAGGAUACUGAAGACCGCAGUCUGACAGCCCUGUUGGAGAAGGUGACGGUGUUUCCACGUUUUACCUUCAAUCCAAAGGAAGGCAUCGAUAACCCGGCCCUGGUCAUCGCUGAUGAUCCUGAACCUGAUGAGGGUCCGGUCCCCAGACUGUGUCACCUGAAGCGCCAGGAGGGACAGAGCUUUGGCUUCUGUCUGCGUUUGGACACAAACAGCCGCAGCUUCGAGGUCACAGACGUGGAGUCCUGGAGUCCUGCAGAGCACAGCGGCCUGAAGGACGGAGACCGAGUCCUGGAGGUCAACGAGGAGGGCGUGGCCGACAUGGACUUCAGCAGGGUGGUGAGGAAGAUCCAGUCAUGUGGUUUCCAUCUGUUUCUGCUGGUGCUGAGGAAAGACGAGUAUGAGCAGGCAGUUGGUUCAGGUCUGGACCUGCAGAGUUUGGCCAAAGCCUCUAAAGGGGACAGCUGUUCCAGACCCAGACUGUGUCACAUCAGCAGACAUUCUGAGCUGGGCCUGGGCCUGAACAUCAUCCCACUGGAAGGUCACAGGGGUCAGUACAUCCUCAGUACAGUUCCUGACGGUCCAGCAGAAGAAGCCGGAGUGUGCAGUGGAGACAAACUGAUCUGGAUCAACGGCGUCCCAGUGUCGACGCUCUCGUACUCGUCUCUGAACAGAAUAGUGAAGAAGAGCGCAGACUCGGCCACGCUGCUGGUCAUCGACAGCGACGGCGAGUGUUGUUACGCCAGGAGGAAGAUGCCCAUCCUGCCCGUGUUGGCCGAAUGUCGCGGCCUCGCGCACGCAGCCAAAACCAUGCAUCUGGUUAAAGGAGCGGACGGCUACGGCUUCCUGCUGAGACAAGAGAAGCUGGCAGUCACACAGGUGAUAGAACAUGUCCUGCGGGAGGUGGAUGAUGGGAGUCCAGCUGAAGAAGCUGGGAUGCUGGAUGGAGACCUGCUGUUGGCCGUCAACGGAGAACCUGUGGAGGCCCUGGAGCACGAGGACAUCGUCAAAAAGAUCCGACAGAGCGGCGAUAAAGUCCGCCUGACUGCAGUGUCUGUAGCAGGAAGACUCUUCUACAGACAGUUAGGGAUUUCCCCACUGCUGUUCCACGAGGACUCUGACGUCCAGGACAACAGGCAGAGGACGUUCUCCAACGGCAGCCAAAGAAGACUUUCGGUAAGAGCCAGUGGUGGAGGUACGGAACUGGGCCAAAGUUUGAGGUGUCCUUUAGAUGAGGUCUUCUGA